Paramecium sonneborni is the source of this 1548-nucleotide messenger RNA. Lineage: Eukaryota; Ciliophora; Oligohymenophorea; Peniculida; Parameciidae. The record is from the annotation of a GenBank genome assembly.
AUGAAGAAUCAAAUAUUAAUGGCUUCUUUCUUGAUAUGGACAAUAAUAUUUACAAUUUUUAUUGUAAUAAUAUCACAAACACAAAAAUAUAUAUAGGAUAAUCUGAAAUCAAUAUCAAAUGAAAUAUUUAUAAAGUAAACUUCUUAAUAGCUUGACAAUAUAUGGAUAUAUAAGAGAAGUAUGGAAAGAAUGUUUUAAUUUACUUAAAAUUAGUUAAAUUCAACAAGAAGAAUUUAUAAAUACUUUGAUCAUUUACUACAUCACUCUUCUUAAGAUUAAUUUUUUAAAAAGCCUCCAAUGUGCUUGAACAAUUAAUCUGAAAUUGAUUCUUAUUGCUUCUCAUCUGCAACUACAUGUGGAAUAUUUGGAGUUCCUUUAUAAGAUAAGUUGAAAUCAGAAGAAUUGAGUUUAAUAGCAACAACUUUUAUUCUUACUUCUUUUAGAAUUGCUUUGGAUCACACAAAUUCUGCUCCUUUAUAUUACUUUUUAGAUAAUGAUUCUUAAUUUUAUUGUAUUACAACAGGAAUUCCAUUUCCUAAAAAUUUUAUUCCUAAUUAAAGAUCUUAUUAUCUUGAAUUUAAAUAAAAAUUAAAAAAUGAUUCUUUAAGUGAUAAAGUUUAUUUUGCAAGUCCUUAUAAAGUUGUGGUAGGCAAAAUAAAAAUACCAAUGAUGAUUUCAUUAGUUGAUCAUUAUGAUAAAUUAGUUGGAAUUGUUGCUAAAGAUAUUGAUUUUGGAUAUGCAUCUGUAGCUUCAAAUAUUAAUUCAAAUACUACUAUAUAUGUAAUAGAUAAUGAUGGAAAAAUCUUUUAUUCACUUCUUUACAAUCAAGUGAAUUUAUCAGUAUAUUAUUUCAAUGAUUCAAAUAUCACUGGAUUUGAUACUUAUGAUUUUAUUUAAUUAAUGAACAAACAUUAUGGAUUACCCUUCUAAAAUAAUUGUUAGAAUUUAGAAAUUACAUAAAACUUAUGUAGAUAUAAUUAAAAACUUAAAGAUAAUCUAAUUAUAAAAUCAACACAAUUAGUCAAUUCUCCACUUAUACUAAUUGUUCUUAUUGAAACCAAUACAGUUUACUAAUAGAGUGAUGAUCAUUUUGAACUUUAAAAGAAAUUGCAAGAAAGAGCAGUCUUAGAGACUUUCUUAAUUAUUAUAUGCAUACCUAUAGGGAUCAUCUUAAUAUCAUAAUUAAUAAUUAAUUUAUUACUCAAAUAAUUGAAUUUAUUAAUCAAUUUAGUUAAAUAAAGAGUAUACUAGAAUAAAAAAGAAUAUUAUUUCUCCUUUCUUCAUAGAGAAAGUCUUUUCGAAUCAGAAUCUGUGUCUGCUUUGAUUAUUGCAGCAAAUAAGUUGUUUAAUUCCAUUAUUGGUUCUACCAAAACUUAUGAAUGUAAAGUUUAAGAAAAAAUUGAAUAUCCUUAAUAUCUAUAUCCUCAAAAAAAAAUCAAAAUUAAGUUAAAUUAAGCCCUUAAACUCCAUUUAGAUAAACUAAAAGAUAACAUUAAAUUUAAAGUAUUUGAUAUUAAAUAAAUCAUUCCUUAUCAAAAAAUUGUUUGA